This is a messenger RNA of Trypanosoma grayi, 948 nucleotides long. RefSeq lists its product as hypothetical. Gene Ontology annotation, molecular function: oxidoreductase activity. The record is from RefSeq and is a predicted model, not a curated record. The transcript has a single exon. Lineage: Eukaryota; Euglenozoa; Kinetoplastea; Trypanosomatida; Trypanosomatidae. The coding region runs from base 1 to 948 and encodes 315 amino acids.
AUGAACAGCAAUAUGAAGGUGGUGCAGAAGAUGGCGCAGUUGUGUAAGCAGCACCCAAGGCCCGUUAUGGCCGCUGCAGCUGCUGUGGGUGGCUACGCCGUCUUCAGGACAAUCAUGUUGAUGUGCGCUGUCGGCAAGCAGAUCAGCGCUCAGGUGAAUUUCAAAAACCUCGAGCGGGAUACAGUUCAUCUGUUCAUUCAUCACCGCUGGUCGCACGGACCUAACUACUUCCCGGCCUGCCUCAAGGUAGAGACGUUCCUGCGCCUCGCUAAGAUUCCGUACACAGUGCACUUCACCUCGGACGCUUCCGCCUCGCCCACAGGNCGGCUUCCAUUCAUCGUCUACAACGGCACUGUCAUUGGUGACAGCGAGUUUAUUGUACAGUUCCUGAAAGAGGAAUUUAAGGUGACUAUGGACGACCAUCUCACACCAGAGGAGCAGGCCAUAGGCCUCAUCACGCGCCGAUUGGCGGAAACGUCGCUCAACUACGGCCUGCAGCGCACCAUGCUGGUGGAUCGGCCGGAGCUGAUGCAGGACGUCUUCGCAAAGGAGUACCAACUUGACCCUACAAUGGCGCAAUCGCUGGUACACAGCAUGCGGGGCACCCUCAUAAAAGUGCUCAACACCAUCGGAUACGGCAAUGUGCCGCAAGAACAAUACCCGCAGGAGUUUCUGCGCGAGGUGGAGAGCCUCGAGACACUGCUGAGUUUCAAACCGUUCCUUCUUGGCAGCAAGCCGACAAGCUACGACUGCGCCGUGUACGGCUGGCUGCAUGUGGCAGUGGAGAUUGGACCUCACGGCCCGGCCAUGGCAUACCUGUCAAAAAGCAAAACGCUUCGUGAAUACGUCGCACGUGUGACAAAGUUGGCGUUUCCCGAUAUCAAAGAACUCAACACCUUGGAUGAGACGCAAAGAUUUAUUCCCUACAAAGAGAGCGCAUCUUUGUAG